UUAUUGCGUAAUACUGAAGCUUAAAACCUCACUGACACGUGCAAAAAAACAAGUGUGCAUUCUUGUUAGACAAAGCUUUUGAAGUGACAGACAAUGUUUUACAUCAGGAUAUUAAUUCAGCUUUCUGUGUCAGCUGCUGUGUCUUCAUGGUCAGUUUCAUACAGUCCUAAAUCCAUAUGUGCAUUUGAAAACUCAUCUGUGGAUUUCAGCUGCACUUUUGAUUAUCCAUAUUGGCACAAGGUUGAAGUUUCAAAAUGGUUUAAGCCGAGAAAAGAUCAAAAACAAGACGGAUCACAGCAGGGAAUGUUUGUCUAUCACACCGAUGCUGCAAAGAUCCACGAGCGUUACAUAAACAGAACAACGUAUGCAAACCAAGACAAAAACUGCAGCUUAAAGUUACACAAUGUCUCCAGAAAAGACAUCGGAAAAUACUUCUUUCAUGUUGAAACAGACCAUUACUGGGGGAAAUACACCGGACCAGGUGGCAUUGAUCUCAGUGUAGCAGUUCUACCUUUUAGAGUAACAGUGAAUACACAAAAUACAAAGAGAGAAAUUAAUGAAGGAGACUCUGUGACGCUGACAUGCAAUACAGAAAACUGCACUCCAACACAAGAGGCGUUCAUCUGGUUUAAAAAUGGACUUCUGCUACCAAAGGCAACCAAACAAACGCUACGAUUCUCAUCCGUCUCUCGUGAGGAUUUUGGCAACUACUCCUGCGGUCUGAAGAACAGUAACACAACCUCAACAACUGAAACAUUGCUUGAUGUCAGAUCAAAUAGUGAUCUCCAUUUUUUACAUUUUUGUUUGGCAUUGCCGUGACGCUGAUCAACUUCUGUCUCAUGAAAAGGUGAGUAUAUUCGUGGAUGUGGUGAUUUGAGGAAGCUAUGUGUUAAUGGAUGAAAUACUGAAAGAACACAACAUUGGUUUGUUCCUGCAUCUGAGCUUCUUAUGUAAGUUUGUACUUUCAUUUAAAUGAAACACAUUACAUAAGCCCCUAAGAUUGCAUCUCAUGUCGACAUUAAACAUCUUACGUUUUGCACUGAUUCAAAGUUGAAUAUUUUCUUCUAUUUGCCAAUUAUGAGGAUCAUAAACACGCAUUUUAAAUCUAUUGUGCUUGUUUAAAAUUAACAGUAACUCUUUACAAUUCAUCAAUAACAUUAUUCAAUGCAAAUACAGCUUGAAUGUGAAAUAGCAAUAAGUAAUACUUUUGCAGCAUUUAUUAAUAUGGGUAUUACUAAUAUAAUUUUUACCUUUGAGUUACCUUAUUAUUUAACAACUAUGGCUAUAUAACAUAACAACAUAACAUUAUUAUAUAUAGUAGAAGAACACAAAUGAAAUAUUCAUAAAUGAACAUAAACCCAGAUUAAUUUUCAUUUUAUGCUGUAAAAAUGUCAUGACAUCUAAUGCAUUGUUUAAUUUUUUUAAGAUUAGCUAAUGUAAAUUGUUUAUAAUGAAUUUUCCUUUAACAAUUAGAAACAUUUAGGCUUUGCAUUGCACUGUGAAAAGGUAAUUUAACAUUUGCUUCUUAUUUUCUAGCAUGCUGUGAAGAACAAAGUCAUUGAUGUAUAUGAUUGGGUUUGAUAUUCGCUCUAUAGUGGUCCUGCACUUCUGCUAUUACAGUGAAAGCAAAUAAACACAUCUGCAAUGUAAAACAAUCUUGAUUCAUUCUGUGUUUACAGCUGGUAUUUACAUGAACAGUUUGUUAUAAGCCUAAAAUAGUGAUUCUCAUUUGGUGGGUUGUGAACCAAAAAUGUCUUGCAGUGAAAAUGUAAUCUGUUUGCAAAUAAUCCAAAAUAAUAAUAACUCUCUGAAACUGAUAACACAGCCUUAUCCAGGUACUGCUGUUUAUCUUA
This is a messenger RNA of Paramisgurnus dabryanus, 1853 nucleotides long. NCBI's taxonomy places the organism in Eukaryota, Metazoa, Chordata, Actinopteri, Cypriniformes, Cobitidae. The record is from RefSeq and is a predicted model, not a curated record.